Molecule: messenger RNA, 1503 nt
Organism: Ceratina calcarata
Lineage: Eukaryota; Metazoa; Arthropoda; Insecta; Hymenoptera; Apidae
Exons: 3
Coding region: 129-449 (106 amino acids)
Source: RefSeq, a predicted model, not a curated record
CGUAAGUGGUCGUAAGACAUUUUCAAAAUGAAGUAAGUGUGUGCUUUGAUUUGUUUGGUGAUUCUUAUUAUCUUUCAACAACUCUGAUAGUAAUAAUAUAUCUAGUUUAGACUUGAUACGUGUUAAAAAUGAUUAGAAGCAACAAGAUAAGUGUGUUAUGUUUUCAUUUCAAUCCGAAGAUUUUUCCAGUCGAAGUAAGACAAACAUUUAAAAAGCACCUACCCGAGCCACCUGCACGGUUAUGCAGAGCAUUUGCAGAGCAUUCGAAACGAGACGAGCCGAGACAUCGUAACAGACAACGAAGAGGUUCAACAACGUGGAGAGGACAGAUGGAGCGAAGGGGCCGAGGGAGAGAGAAGAUGGACAGAGUGAGCAGGAAGAAGGGGGUCGGAGAACGAGACGCGGAGCGUCAGGAUAGCCGGGGGGCGAGCUUUUUGCCGAACACAUAAUGCAUAGCGAAGGAUGACACCCUUAUCUCGGGAUCUUUAAUUCCGUGGGCCGCUGCGAGGGGGGUUGCCGCGUCGUCAUUUGUCGGUUGCACCGCGCCUCGAAUCAGGGACGCCACCGGGGGUAGAUGGAUAAAACCGGCGGCGUUGUUAACAUCACCGUUGGCUACGGGGGCUGGAAAUUGCCUUGGCUGAUUUCAUUUCGGGCCAGAUUAUUUUAAGGGGUUCUGCUUUUCUUUCCCCUACCCGAUUCCACCCUCACUACUAGUUCGUUCCAACCACCCCCGCGCUCGCGACUUUGGCGUGAUUAAUGCAACUUGCGGCGAGGCCUGGCGGACGAUCGAGAAUCGCGUCAUCUGGCUACGUUUGCCUGCUGAUCGAUUAGCUAAUAAACUCGACUAAAUAAUUCUAUAUCUCUUGAGGCAAGACAUGAAUUCGUAUGGAAAAUUUUACAUGUUCUUCUUUUACCGUAUCCAAUUUGACAAUAGAAUCUUUCACUGACAAUUUUGAUCAGACCGCCGAAAUUAAAAAUCAGAGACGACUACAAAAAUAUUGCACAGAAUUUAAAAAGGUCAGAAACAAUUGGAGCGGUCGUCUCAUUUUUUAGGGUGCAACGAGGGAAAUCAUUCGAGUGUCGAGUGAGGAGCGACGAGCCCUUCUUUUCGAGGGCAACGCAUCGCGAAGGGGGUUAGAGGAUCCGCUCUCCGCGAGUUUUAAAGAGUUUCAACGUCCUAUUAUAAAGUCUUCACCGUGCAUAAUAACAUUCAACUCCGUGGGCUGGAAGGCAUUAGGGAAAUCGCGUUGCCUCUCCCCCGACUGUUUCACCCUCAGCCCCCUUUCCAAUUCCCUCCCUACCUUGGCCGGUUGGUCGGUGUCCCGGACUCGGUUCUACCCGGUUCUCAAAAAUACCACCUCCACAAAUCAGUGGAUCUCAUAUCAAGGCGUGCCAUCAUUUCGUUAUUAAACAACAAAACGAACAAGGCCGCCGAAAAAGCAAAGCAAGAAGAAAUAGAGGAAUGAAGUACGUACGACGUCUCAGUCUCAGAUGAAGAUAGAA